Pangasianodon hypophthalmus (striped catfish) is the source of this 5774-nucleotide messenger RNA. RefSeq lists its product as uncharacterized. Lineage: Eukaryota; Metazoa; Chordata; Actinopteri; Siluriformes; Pangasiidae. Bases 1145 to 4345 code for a protein of 1066 amino acids. The record is from RefSeq and is a predicted model, not a curated record. The transcript is spliced from 7 exons. Gene Ontology annotation, biological process: regulation of transcription by RNA polymerase II. Gene Ontology annotation, molecular function: RNA polymerase II cis-regulatory region sequence-specific DNA binding; DNA-binding transcription factor activity, RNA polymerase II-specific; protein binding.
GGCGGGGCGAGGUGUUGGGCGUCGAGGAGAAGUUUGGUUGACAAACCGUAACCAGCAGAAGGUGACGAGUUUAAAAAAUUGGAUUAUUUGCUUGUGUGUUUGGGCUUUACGUCGCGGGAAUGCUCGCAGGGCUUGUUGGACGGGCGGGACCGCGUUUAGAUUCCCGUCACUUUUAAAAGUCUUCCUCUUCCGUUUGGCUGGAGGACUCGGAGGUCGUUGGACUCCCGAUGCUGGGCGACGGAGAGCCGCAGCGUGUUGCUACAGAGUUCAAGAAACCACAAGUUAACACGAGACGGGAAGAGGCUCUGUGCUGUGCUUCACUGUGCUGUGCUAGCUGGCUACAUGUGCUGUGUAUGAAUUUAUAACUGGAGCUGACAGGGACAGAGAUACACCAGCCCCUGCUGUUUUUAUGUUAUUUAUUUAUUUUUAAAGCGCAGUUGUUAUUAUUAUUAUUAUUAUUAUUAUUAUUAUUAUUAUUAUUAUAAGUGCAAGUUGUCAGAAGAAAUACAGGGCUCACUCUAGUGCGCCUGGAAAACUGUAAUUUUAUUUAAUAAGCCAUUUCAGAUGUUAGAUAUUAAUAUUCAUACUUAUGUGGAAUAUCAGAGGACACACACUCACACACACACACACACACACACACACAGAGUUGUGGUUGUAAUUUUACUGGGUUGCAGCAGAGUGUCAGACAGACGCGCGUGAAGUUGUAGGGAAACUUUAAUCAGGUCAGUGUGGUGAUGAGUGCUGAUGUCUGGACUCCUUACAGUGUGAUGAUGGAGUUGUGUUGCUCAUCUUAACACACACACGCGCACACACACGCACACACACAGCGGAUGGAUUUCCCUGUUGCACCCUGCGCCUGCUCACAGCCUGUGGAUUAACUCCUAUACCUAACUCUUAUCGUAUUGCCCUUAUCAUUACGCUGUGAUCCACAGAUAGUAGCUUUUAGGCUUUUACCAUUUUUAUUUAACACAUAAUGAAAAGUUUGUGAAGUGACCUUUUGGAGCAUCCCUAAUUUAUAGGGGCUGGUCAGUUUGUUGAUCGUACCCAUGUUGUCUUGCUUGUAUGCGCACAGACUGUAUAAACACGUCUAGCACUAGUUUGGGUUAGAAAAAGAAAAGCGAGCUGAAGCAGGAAGCCGGCGGAAAUGGCCGGAGAGUGCACGUACAGCGCGCGCGCCGCCGCCGCCGCUGAUGACACUUUGUGUCCUAGGGAGCGACAGGAGCAGUUCCGCGGCUACCUCAGUGGCGCCUCCUCCUCAUCCUCCUCUUCCUCAACCGCCUCUUCAUCGACCUUGUUCGAGACCAUCGGCGGUUUUCUGUACCGUAAAAAGUUGGAGAAAGGCUUUGUGCACUACCGCGAGGUGCUGGCUGAAGACAAGCGGCUCCACUCCAUCCAGGCUUUCCACGCGAGGACGCCCGGGAGCCCUCACCACACCCUGGAGGACACGUACCGGCUAGUGGCAGAGCACUACUGGUGGGAAGGAAUGUACUUUCAGGUCAGAGACUUUGUUCUGGGUUGUGAGGAAUGUCGUCUAAGGCAGGCUGAAAAAGCAAAGUGCUCAAACAUGGGGAACCUGUCUAAGAUAGUGAAAUCACAUAGUCAAGAAGUUCUGAGCAAGCUGAAUAGCCAACGAGAGGCUGGGCUGUUCUGUGACAUUACACUGAAAACUGGUAGUGGCCACUCGUUUGUUGCCCACAAGGCAGUGUUGGCAGCUGUGAGCGAGUAUUUCCAAGAACUAUUUACUGAAAUGGACUUCACCACUGAACCUCAGCCACAUAUUGACCUCACGGGUUUCAGUGAGGAGAGCUUGCUUGCUUUGCUUGAGUUUUCCUAUACAUCCACCCUGACUCUGAACUUGGGCACACUGACAGAGGUAGCAGCAAUGGCUCGCCACCUCCGCAUGUGGCCUGCUCUGGAGGCUUGUUCUGCUCUACAGAGUGAGCAAGAGGCUGGCCAGCAAUCCUCCAAACUGCUAAAUCCCACAGGAAUGCCCUCUGUAAUGCCUGGGUUUUCCUCUAUGAACACCUUGAGAAACCAAAGCUCCCCCUCAGGAAGGACAGCAGGGUUUAAAAGAAAAAGGGAGAAGGAACAAGAGGGAGCCUCAGGGCCUUCCUGGAACAGCACAUUGCAGAGCAGAGUACACAUAGUAGAUGGGACUGAUGAAUCUGACAGAGAAGACAAUGAUCAAACAUUAUCUGCCCAGUGCCAAAGCCAGGCUCUUUCCAGUCUCCAGACCGAGGAUAAUGGCUUUCCUUGCAGCCCAACUCGCAGAAUGAAACUUAUGGACUUCAAAUCUCCAUCCAGCAAGAGGAAAUUGUCCCCUCACCCCUUAUCAUCAGUCAUCCAAACAUCUCCCUCUACUUCCACUCGAUCCUCCUCUCCUUCCCGCCGGCUGCUUCGUUCCACACCAGGAGCUGCACUAGCCCUGCGUAGGCUCCUACCCAAAAUUGACCUCUCUUCCAAGAGGAAGAGGAAGUCCUCCUCUUAUCAGCGGAUAUAUCAGGUAAAGAGUGAUUUCUCUGUGGAACCGUCUCGAUCUCAGCCAAAUCCAGUAAUCCCAGUGAAAGUGAAGCAGGAGGCAGAGGAGAAAGAAGUGUGCAGUGCAAUCCCACAGGAUGAAGUGCACAGUCCUCGUGCUCAGGAGAAAUAUCGACUACUUAGUUUCCUUGGCUUGCAGAGGAAGUCCCUCAUGCCUGGCCCAGAAGAGCUCUCUGGCUGGGGACAAAAAAAGAGACUUAGGAAGUUGAAAGUGAGUGACUACUCUCUUACAGCACGACGCAAACCCCGUACACAAAGUCUAGGGGGAAUUGCUUCUGGCCUGGGAGGUUUAGUGGGAGUCAACUCCUCGAUGUCCCUCUGUGACAUGACCAGAAUGGAUCUUCUGAAGAAAGUGAUAAAAGUAGAACCCCAUGUUACCGUGGACAAGAAAUUCAAAAGGAAAAACAACACAGCUGGUCAAAUGGAGCAUUUGAGUGUUAGGACCACACGCAGCCAAUCAAUGAAGGUAGACUCAAGGGGGACUCAUAAUGAUCGUCCGUUAAGAAACCGUUCUAGCAGCCCAAACAAACCAUUACCUCGACCUCCAGGUAGAGAAAGGGUCACAGUGCAAGGAGCCCAUGUCCCUCCAAAGAAGGUUACAACAAGGACAAAACAGGAACCCCGAGAGUAUGCCAUCUCACAGACAGCCCCCUCCCACAUUGGUACUCGGCGCAGUCAGGGACCCACAGUAACUCCUCCUAAAGCCAGAGUAUCAGCCCCUAAGAGCGGACCACCAGUAGAUCGCUCACUAAGAAUCACUACCACAGAAUCAAAGCGUAUGUUGCGCUACAACAUUGGACGAUCGACCACAGACAAGCGCAAAGGUACAAGACAAAACAAGUCAGGCCAAGAAAAGACCAAACAGAGAAGAGGAGUGUGUAAAGCAAACAAUGUCAGAGAGGACAAAAAGAACAUGGCACCUAGAAAGAGAACAGAAGAUGAGGUGGCAGAUCUUAAGGGUACAAGAGGUUGGGAUUUUUCCAAUACCAACCACCAGCACUACAAUAAUCCUCUGUAUAGGGUUAUAAAAGAAGAGCCAGCAGACCCUCUACCCCUGACCCAGCCCUUCCUAAAUAGUGAUGCUUCUGACCUGGGUAAACGUCAGAGCAAACCACCUGUGAAACUCUUAGACCAAGGUUUUCUCUUUGGGCUUUGCCGAUCAGGUGGAAUCAAGAGGGAGGAGGAGAGUGUGGACAUCUGCUUGACUCGCUCUGUCUCUCACAGUAGUGCUUCCCAUAGCAACACAUCACCUGGCAUUGUCAGAAGAGAUCGGAUUAGAGCAAGGAUCACGUCAGAGGGAUCUGGGCUAAAUGGACCUCACUGGGCUGGGCUUGGCAACAGGUCAACUUCCUCUUCUCAACGGGUGCUUGUCCGAGUGAAGAAGGAAGAGGAAAAGAUAGAUGUAUCCCAGCAGUCAAAAGCUAACAGAAGUUUUAUACACCUCAAAGACAACAAAGGGAGCUGUAAGGUUAAAAGAGAGCCACCAAAGACAAAGAAUGUAAACAAGUUGUAUCCUGUGAGCAGUCGGCGCACUGUUAUGCUGGAGUCCAUCCGACGUGCUCGCUUUAACCAGCAAAAGGGUCCCCGUGGUCAGUCCUCUGGUGGAGCUCAUGCGUGCCUGCAGUGUAGAGCAUCUUACAGAGACUGUGAUGGCCUCAUCAUGCACCGAAUCAGGCACAUUGAAGGCAAACACUGGCCAUGUCCUUUGUGCAGUAAGACAUUCUUCAGACAGAAAAAUGUGAGAAACCACAUAAGGACACAUAAUCCCAAACUCUACAAAUGCCGUCAGUGCAUUGCUUCUUCUUAAGGUGGAGAACACUGGGACAAAAAAGAAUAAGGCUGGCUUUUUUUUUUUGUUUUUUUUAAUUAUUUAAUUUUUUUGGAAAUAUGAAACUGUAAAUACCUGAAUGUCAUGUAAUGUGUUACAUGAGAUGAAGUUCAGUCUAUAGAUGUAAUUAUGGUUAUUGGUAUUCUGUGAUUUUUUUUUUUUUUUUUUUUUUCCCCGUACAAUAAUAGUAAUUGUUAUUUAAAUAAUCAAACUGAAGAUGUUCUGCAGUUUAGAUAGAUGGGGAACUUGAACCAUUGAUGUUUCUCUCAGGGGAUGGAGCCUGGUGGUAAUGGCGAUAUUUGUAAAUGAGGAUUGUGUAGAAUGCUUUAAGAAGAUUACUACUAUUGUAAUUACUGCAAUUAUAAUAUUAUUGUUAUUACAGUUAUUUUUAUAAAUAGUAUAAUCUUGAGUGCACUUAAAAAGGUAGCUUUGUUUUGAAACCUAAGAAUACUUGUCAAGUGGUCAGGUGAGAGUUCUGGGAUCUACUUGAAUGGUGGCUGAGGUGGAGCUUUUGAUCUGCCUGUUGUUCAUGGUAAUUUGAUGAUAAAUUAGAAAUUAAACAAGACAGAGGUUAUCGUCACUGAAUCAUUUUCUAAAGGGAUGGUUGGAGGAAUUAAAAUUUAUUGCCUUUGACUGUAGAUGGAAAUGCCUGUCUUUGCUUAUAUUUGCCAUUUUGAUCUUUGUUGACGGGCAGAUUUCGUAUCUCUGUUUUAAAAUAAGGGAAUCCCAACAGGUCUAAAUGUGACUUUUUACAAUAUGUUUUCCGUAUAUUGCUGUUUUGGAAAUUUGUUUUUAAUGAGGCAAUUGAAUACCUUCUCAGAUUGAGAGCUUUUUUUUUAAGAUCCAAAGCUUCCACAGGAUUUAAUGCAGUGAAGUUGUAUGAAGUUUUAAAUGUAGUGACUUUAGUCUGAAACCACAUCUGUUUCCAAACUGUAAAAAGACCAAUAUCAAUAUAAAUAAAUUUCGAAUUUUACUCUGCAAUUGUGUGGCAAUAUUGUCAUACCACAGAAUAUAGUGAUGAUGUCUUUGGAAUAAUUAAGAUACAAAGAGCAUAAGAAAAUUGGGUCUCGCUAUUUUUUGUGAUUAUUGAAAUAUUUUGUAUUUCUACUAGUCUGUGGCAUCUUAAAUAUUUGUAACCUUUAAAACUUUUGCAUUGAUGGCAUAAUUUCAGGAUGUUACAGUAAGCUGUAAGCCCUGAGGAAGUGUAUCAGCACAGCCCACUGUCAGCAUUUCUUUAACAAUUCUGUUUUUUUAAAUAUGCAUGACAGGCUUAUUGUGGCAAGCAUGAAAUACAUGAAAGUCCACUGUAGUUCUUUGUGUACUAUCGUGCAUUUAAAAAAAUUCUGAUGUGGGCUGCAAAAUAGUCAAUCCUUUUAUCUUCUGCAAUAAAAUGGCUACAGAAAUAUCA